AUGUCACCGCCUCUUCACGCAGCAACCCACGGCAUCCACGCCGACGACCGCAUCAACAUCUUGACCGAUGUCGCCCCUCCAAUUCACACCUCCACCACCUUCCGCUAUCCUCACAACCCGGAAGAGCUUGUCGCCGUCCCAACGGAAGAUGAAUAUAUUGACCUUCAAACCCCCUUGAUCUACUCUCGUCUAGCUUCCGCAAACAUCAAUCGACUGGAAACUAUUCUCGCGCCUCUCAUCUUCCCCGAAGCCAAGGAGGAAGAGUUGGAAAUCUUAGCCAACCAGGUCGUCAGCUACAGUAGCGGCCUCAGCGCUUUUCACGGACUGCUGGUCGGUGUGGUACCCAAAGUCAUCGCAAUCAGUGGCGGCUAUCAUGGCUGCCAUGGCGUGAUUGAACUUCACAAGCGCAUGCAUAACGUCAAGACUGUCGAUCUUCAUGCCGAUGACAAGGCUUGGGAUGCGGCUGGUCUAGGGAAAGGUGACCUUGUACACCUUGAAACGCCACUCAAUCCAACGGGGGAAGCAUUCUCUAUCAAAAAGUACGCAGAUCGUGCACACGCCCGAGGCGCACUUCUCAGCGUUGACGCCACAUUCGCGCCUCCAGGAUUGAUGGACGCGUUCAAAUGGGGAGCCGACAUCGUCAUGCACUCUGGCACAAAAUACAUUGGUGGACACAGCGACAUGCUCUGUGGCAUACUCGCCACACGUGUCGGCGACGAGGGCCUCACACUUGCCAAAACAUUCCGUGCCGACCGCAUCUUCCUCGGCAGCGUGCUAGGCAGUCUGGAAGGCUGGCUCGGCGUCCGCAGUCUGCGUACUCUAGAGCUUCGAGUGCAACGACAAAGCAGCAACGCUGAAAACUUGGUCUCAUGGCUGCACGACUCCCUCUGCGGCAACGGCGCAGACGCCGAGCUGGUGAAGAAAGUAGUGAGCAAGGUCACCCACGCCAGUCUGCAAAAAGACGACAUGCACUGGCUCAAACCGCAGAUGCCAAACGGAUUCGGUCCCGUCUUCAGCAUGUACACGCACGAGGAGAUGCAGGCCCGCACUCUACCCUCGAAGCUGCGCUUAUUCCACCACGCGACCAGUCUCGGUGGUGUGGAGAGCUUGAUCGAGUGGAGGCGCAUGAGCGAUAUCGAGGUCGAUACGCGGCUGCUGCGCGUGAGUGUCGGUGUAGAGAAUUGGGAAGACCUGAAGAAUGAUCUUCUGAGUGCGUUCAGGGUGCUUGCUCAGGGGAGCGAGUCAGUGGGCGGAGAUGGUAAGGGCAAGGUGCAGGUUGGACAGGAUGGGGCGAGGAUGGUGGAGGCGGGGAGCGGUGCUGUGUAG
Messenger RNA from Plenodomus lingam JN3, 1326 nucleotides. RefSeq lists its product as uncharacterized. Gene Ontology annotation, biological process: transsulfuration. Gene Ontology annotation, molecular function: pyridoxal phosphate binding; carbon-sulfur lyase activity. Gene Ontology annotation, cellular component: cytoplasm. Lineage: Eukaryota; Fungi; Ascomycota; Dothideomycetes; Pleosporales; Leptosphaeriaceae. The record is from RefSeq and is a predicted model, not a curated record.